Messenger RNA from Opisthocomus hoazin, 510 nucleotides. Lineage: Eukaryota; Metazoa; Chordata; Aves; Opisthocomiformes; Opisthocomidae. The record is from RefSeq and is a predicted model, not a curated record.
AUGAGUUCACCUGCAGCCACCACCUCCACCACUCUCCGUCCCACCACCUCCACCACUCUCCGUCCCACCACCUCCACCACUCUCCGUCCCACCACCUCCACCACUCUCCGUCCCACCACCUCCACCACUCUCCGUCCCACCACCUCCACCUCCACUACUCUCCAUCCCACCACAACUACGACCCCCACCACUCUCCGUCCCACCUCUACUGUGGCCACCACCACAGUCUUCACCUCGUCUCUGGCCACCACCACAUCUGACGCCACAGCCACAGACUUGACCUCCUCUGUGGCCACCAUCACAGACUUCACCACAUCUGCAACCACCACCACAGACUUGACCUCGUCUGCUUCCAGAACCACGUCUGCGGCCUCCACCAGCGACUUGACCUCUCACAACCACAGACUUGACCUCGUCUGCGGCCACCACCACAGACUCCACCAUGUCUGCGACCACCACCACACACUUGACAUCAUCUGUGGCCACCACGACAGACUCGACCACGUCUGA